AUGGAGGAGGCAAAGGCCAAAAUACACCUGGCAGAUUUUGGCAUCGAAACAGUCCGCCAGAAGCGGGCAGUAACCGGAGGACUCCUGCUGGAAAUUAAGGGUCCGGAUUGCGGCGCGAAGGCGGACAAGCUGGCGGCCAAAAUGCGUGAGGUUCUCUCAGACCUAAACGUGCGGAUCAAUCGGCCAGUUAAAACUAGCGAUGUUCGACUGAGGGACCUCGACGACGCCGUCAGCACUUUGGAGGUUGCGGCGGCUAUGGCUGAGGCAGGAGAUUGCUCGGUGGAUGAUAUAAAAGUCGGGGAAAUCCGCCGAAAUCCCACUAGCAUGGGGACAUGCUGGGUGCGGUGCCCAGUUAAGGCAGUCCGCAAGAUUACGGCUGUUGGGCGAGUGCGCGUGGGUUGGGGGUCUGCUCGAGUAGAAUUACUGGAGCCCAGGCCCAUGCCGCCCAUGCACUGUUUUCGGUGCCUAGAAAGGGGGCACGUUGCCAGCAGGUGCUCCAGUGAAACAAACAGAGGCGCACGUUGUUAUGCUUGCGGAGAGCAAGGACAUAGGGUGAAACAGUGUACUGCGUCGGCACUAAAAUGUCCCCUCUGUUCCGAUCUUGGGCAUUCUGCUGGCCACAGAUUAGGGAAGAAGUGUAUGCCUCCUCCCAAAAAAAAGGGAAGGAAGAAUGGUGAGAUCUCUGCACCCACCAGCAAGGCGGCCACAACGACUUCUGUCGCUGCUCCGAGUACUAGCUCGGCUAUGGAGGUGGCUGAGUUAGAAAUUCGCACCCCUUAA
Parnassius mnemosyne (clouded apollo) is the source of this 780-nucleotide messenger RNA. Lineage: Eukaryota; Metazoa; Arthropoda; Insecta; Lepidoptera; Papilionidae. The record is from the annotation of a GenBank genome assembly.